GUGGAGUUAAUCAGUGCUUAUAGUUGUGGCUUCUAAUCGAAUGUGAAAGUGGAACCCACCUGACCAUAAACAACCGCCAAUUUCUUCCUCGUCGGCAACCUGUUCUUCGCUUUGGUGGAUGAUUCGAGAAAAAGGAAAAGAUCAAAUCUUUCGACCAUUGAUUUCUGGGCCAUCCGCCAUCCAGAGGAAGAGUACUAAGAACGAGUGCUUUAACUUUUAGGUUCAUCUACGAUGAUGAUGGCAUUCUUUGACUGAUAAUCCUUGCCAAGUUUCACCUUUCUUUUCUUGGUCCCAGGCAAGUCAUUUCUAGCUGGGUCUUUGAUUCAACACAAAGGCUCUUUGAUUCUCAGUCUGAAAAACUUAAUGGGUCGGCUUCAAUUAUGGAAAUGGUUGGAGGGUUUUCAUCUAAACGAAAUGAAAUUGAUGUUAUUUUUUUUAAUUCUUGAUAGUCCAUUCCUCUAUUAGGUUAGUUGGUGGGUUAAUGUUGGUUUAUUUGGACUGAUUUGAAUUAACGAGGUUAGAUACUAGGAGUUUAAACUCGUUAAUCUUGAUUGACCAUGGUAGAUAAUCAAUCAAUAUUUAAGAAAGCAUUGGGAUAAGAUUAGUUUAAUAUAAAAUUAUGUGAGUUGUCCAUAUGUGCUCCAUCAGUUGUCAACUCUUGGAAUGUCAAGUAGCAAAACUACUAGUCAAUGCACCUAAUAACACCAUAAGCUAACUAAUAUUAAACUUGAGAAAAUAUAUAGUAGUUGUAACUUAUAUUUGAAGGUUAGCUAGGUUGAAUCAGUCGCCUUUGGUUGGUAGGUUAUGGAAUUUGUAACUUGGAAAUUUAGAACUCUACUAUUUCUAUAAUCAUUUUUGUGACUUCACAAUAGCUCGAGUUUUUUUUAUUUUUUUUUAUAAAAAACAAUAACUUGAGUUAGAAACUUAACAAGUGACUGAGACAGAGGGAGUUGAAUAACAUCAUAAUAUGGAGAAGACAAAGGGCUGCGGAGUUGCAGGUGCAAAAGAAAAGCAGGUGGUUUCAGCUUCGCGGCCGCCGCCUCCACCACCUCUUCCGAGGUUCUGGGUUAAGAAGACCAAUCCAGAGAGUGUGACAAAACAAGAAAUUGCUAUAUUUUGGAGGCAGAAACGCAUAGAUGAAGAAGAUCAUCUUCUUGCUGCUAUCAAGACAGCUGCUCGCAUUAGGGCUCGUAAUCUCUCUGAAGAAGAUUACAAAUGGUUCGAAGAGUCUUUAAUGGAUGAGGAAAGAGAUGCCAAGGAGAAUAAAAGAGCUGCUACAAAAGACAGCAACAAGGAGGAGAAUUCCAAUGAAAUUCGAGUUGGGAUAAAGGACUGGUGGACAAAAAGCAAGUAUGCAUACUUGAACCAACCGGCAAUCAAAUCCAGGAACCCUCCAAAACGAAGAAGCUCCACUUAUGUUCCAAAUUGUUUCACUUAUAAUCCCACUCCUCUCUAUCCUACCUCUCUUGGUGUUUUUUAGACCAUUGGAGAAGCUUUCCCUAUUGAACAAUUUGUAUGUUUUGCUUUACUAAGUUAUGUAUUGAUUUUAAUCUUUUGAAAAAAUAAGCUUGCUUUGUUUGUAAACAUCAUUGAAACUAGUUGAAUAUUGUAAAAAGUGCUUGAUUUUGUUUCUUUGAACUA
This is a messenger RNA of Humulus lupulus (European hop), 1641 nucleotides long. RefSeq lists its product as uncharacterized. NCBI's taxonomy places the organism in Eukaryota, Viridiplantae, Streptophyta, Magnoliopsida, Rosales, Cannabaceae. The record is from RefSeq and is a predicted model, not a curated record. Bases 968 to 1480 code for a protein of 170 amino acids. The transcript has 3 exons.